GUUCCACCUGUACAGGCUUCAUUUUUUUAAGCCAGAUGUUUGGCUGCUGUGUCUCUGACAGAAGGAAUCAUGCCAGCUGGAGGCACACUCUUCCCAGGGUCUCUGGUGGCUAGGACAGAGUUGAGGCCACUAAUGUUGAGAUGCUGAGGUGGCUUUGCAUCCUUCAAGGAGGAUCUCCCCCAGCAAUGACCUCCUCCUUGCUCCUGGCUCUUUUGUUCCUAACUGCAGCCACAGUGGCCAACCUCAAAACUGGUGCUACAUGUCCAGCGUGUUGGGGGGCCACCUUUGACCUGGAGAGCCAGCGGGAGCUGCUUCUCGAUUUGGCCAAGAAAAGUAUCCUGGAAAAGCUGCAUCUCCGCCAGCGCCCCACACUGAGCCGGCCUGUGUCCAGAGCUGCUCUGAAGACGGCGCUGCGACACAUCUGUGGGCCUCAGCAGGAAACCCCACUGGAGCAUGACCAGGAACAAGAAUAUGAGAUCAUCAGCUUUGCUGACCCAGGCCUCUCCAGCACCAACCAGACUCGUCUCAGUUUCCACUUCUCUGAUAGAACUGCGGGUGGCAUGAAGGUCCGGCAGGCCCACCUCCUGUUCUUCGUGCAGCUCUCUUCCAAUACCACCCAGACCGUGAGCAUAAGAGUCCUCGGGCUGAGACCACAAGACGCCAACCUCACCCUGACGAGUCAUUACCUGCUGCAGGUGGGUGCCAGCGGCUGGCACCAGCUUCCCCUGGGGCCCGAAGCUCAGGCUGCUUGCACCCAGGGCCACCUCACUCUGGAACUGGUCCCUGAAAACCAGGUGGCCCACGGUUCAGUGGUCGUGGAUGGGGUUUCCCACAGGCCUUUUGUGGCUGCCCGGGUAAGAGUUGAGGGCAAGCGGCGGGUGCGCCGACGAGGUAUGGAUUGCCAGGGAGGGUCCAGGAUGUGCUGCCGACAAGAGUUCUUUGUAGACUUCAGGGAGAUUGGCUGGCACGACUGGAUCAUCCAGCCUGAAGGCUACGCUAUGAACUUCUGCAUGGGGCAGUGCCCACUGCAUGUGGCAGGUAUGCCUGGCAUCUCUGCAUCCUUUCACACUGCAGUGCUUAAUCUGCUCAAAGCCAACACGGCUGCCGGCACCUCUGGCAGGGGUUCAUGCUGUGUGCCCACAGCUCGGCGCCCUCUCUCUUUGCUCUACUAUGACAAGGACAGCAACAUCGUCAAGACGGACAUACCUGACAUGGUGGUAGAGGCCUGUGGGUGCAGUUAGCCUAUGUGUGAUAAAGGCAGCCCAAGGCAGAGUGGGCAGAGAUGGCCUUCCAAAUAUGUCCUUCCUCAGAAGGAGGGGUGACUCCAUUCCUGGCUCUGAUGAGAAUGUAAGCGCCUUCUUUCUAAGAGAGCAGGCACCCUUCAGUCACCUGCAGGAAACCCACAUCUAAAGAGGGUCACUGGUGACCACCAGCCUUUCUCGCUCCUGGGACAUGAUUGACUCAAUACAUCCCUCAUCCUCAACCCUAGUCCAGGGGUUAAUCCACUGUUAACCACAUGCAGACCCCUUAGCUCACCCUUAAUCAACGGUAAUCUACUCUGCCUCCCUGCCUCUGCCCCCCCCCCCGUGGCUUCCAUUCCACGGUGAUGCACCCUAGCAACUUCCCUUGAAUUCUAUGGCUCUCUAAAGAACCCUUCCUGGGGUUCACCAAAGAAUAGAUUGCUGUCUUCCAGAGCAAGGCUCAUCUCUCAAAUCUUGAGACCCUUGCCCAAACAUACAACAAAUACUCUCUGUGUAGCCUCCACUGUCCCCGUCCUCUGUCCUCCUUUGCCCUUGGGGACUGACACACCUGAGUCUCAUCAUUUGAAGUCUCCUGUCCUCUAGCUUCCAAAUGAGUUUGACCACAGAGAGACAUCAUUUGGAAACUAAAGCCUGGUAUGAUACAGAAUUCCGAAAAACUCCAGCAGGCACAGUGGCUCACCUGCAUAAUCCCAGCACUUGAGAGGCUUGAAGUGGGAGACCUACCUAAAGGUUGAGGUCACCUAGCUCUAGGCUGCCCUGGGCUACACUGUUAAGACCUUGUCACAAAGUAAAGGAGGGGAGACAAAAAGAAUAUUUCUUAUUCCUGCUUCCCACUUGUUUACCAGCCGUGUAAUCGUGCCCACAUCAUAUUAUUGUUCCAAUACUAAGAAGUCCUGAUGGCUUGUCCUUUUUCUAGUCUGGUGUUUGAACAUCAAUUCACUAUGUAGAGCAGGCUUGCCUAAAACUCUCAGCGUCCAUCUGCCUCUGCUAGGAUGAAUGGUCUUCACCACCAUGCCCAGCUUUGAACAUAGUUUUUGUUGGUCCCCUUAACCCCAUAACUCACUAAGUCCUCUUGAGAUAGCUCAAAGGGUCCUUGUUUACUAUAAGGACCUUCCCCGACGCCCCAGAAACUGGAGCUUUCCUCUCUCUUCCCACAGACUUCUCCACUGAGCUGUUCCACCCAUCUCAUAUUUCAUGCCUCUUCUUCCUCACUCUCUCUCUCCAGAACUGUCUUUCAAUGGCUUCAUGCCUAAUAAUGAACUAGCUUUUGCCUGAACCUCAUCUCCCUCUGUACUUGUUCCAAGAGAUGAGACAAAUCAAUAAUCGAUUUCCAAGUAAGCAACGUUGGCCACAUAGGGUGGGAGGCAGAGGCAUUCUUGCAGCCAGUGCCAGAACUCUGGCUCAUCUUCCUUUCACACACUCUUAGAGUUGUUGCCAAGAGUCCUGCCUAGAAGCUUAGUGGGACAAGAAGAGGAGGGCCUAGGGUAAGGAGAGGGCGGCAUUUACUCUGAGAUCUGGUCCUCCUUCAACCUUUGCCCUUCUUUCCUCACAUCUCCUCCCUCUGGCUGGACAGCCCUGUAUCAUGGGGUCGAUAAUGUCUGCAGCCCAAGGCCAGGUUUGCGCAAAACCCACCUGUCCUCUGGGUAAUGUGAUGUCUGUGUUUGCUCAACAUAUAAUCCCCUCCCACCAGAGUAGGAGGUCCCUGUAGUGGAAAAGGCAAAAGAGAAGGCCUGCAAGGAACCUUCUGGGGAGCUGCAAGUCUCAGCUGUGGGGUUUCCUAAGCAGGGCCAUGGAUGUCAUCCCAGCUCUGACUUGAGAAGAUCCCCAUCAAAAAAGGCUUCAUGGUGUCUCUUCCUCUCCAUUUUGUGCCCCACUUUCACCCCUCUCUCAGCUCUAGUUUCUUCGCUUAUAGUGGCAAUUUCUGUGGCCAGGACCAAGACCAGGGUAAGGCAGAGCGAGAUAGUUGCCUGAUGGGCAAAACUUUAAGGUGAAGGCAAAUAAUUCAUCAAAGGAGAAAACCCAGAAUUUUAAUGAAAGAUUUUCAGACAUCAAAGUGAAUGCUACAAAUCCACAAUGAACAAAAGAGCAUAUUUAAAAAUAAACACAAGCUCCAUGUUA
This is a messenger RNA of Meriones unguiculatus (Mongolian gerbil), 3380 nucleotides long. RefSeq names its product inhibin subunit beta C (gene Inhbc). Bases 141 to 1241 code for a protein of 366 amino acids. Lineage: Eukaryota; Metazoa; Chordata; Mammalia; Rodentia; Muridae. Gene Ontology annotation, biological process: SMAD protein signal transduction; BMP signaling pathway. Gene Ontology annotation, cellular component: extracellular region. The transcript has 2 exons. Gene Ontology annotation, molecular function: growth factor activity; hormone activity; cytokine activity. The record is from RefSeq and is a predicted model, not a curated record.